AUGGGCAUUUCCCCCGCUUUCCGUCUCGGUGGGAGAUUCUCCCGGCCAAGUCCUGUUCUGCUUGCACGAAGAACCGCCCCAUUUAACCGGUUCAACCAGUUGACCUUGGGACGAAUGGCCUCCAACACCGCCGAACCGCGUUUCGCCGAGGGUGAACAUGCGGCGCAGCUGGGCCCAGAGACGCAGACUCUCCUGCAGCAACAGGGAUGGGCACUAGACACUGACGGAAUGGGAGUCACCAAGACCUUCCAUUUCAAAAGCUACUUCAAGGCUGUGUCCUUUGUCAACCUCAUCGCCUCUGAAAGCGCGGCGAAGAAGCACCACCCCACUAUGACCGUGCGGAUCGGCUCCGUCGAUGUGCACUGGACGACGCAUCGCCCGCGCGGCCUCACUCACAAAGACAUCACGAUGGCUCGGCAUUGCGAUAAUGGCGCCGGGCUGAUGGGUGCAGUCGAGUCCGGGCAAGGAUUGACGUGCGGACCAACUCAGUAG
Molecule: messenger RNA, 492 nt
Organism: Penicillium canariense
Lineage: Eukaryota; Fungi; Ascomycota; Eurotiomycetes; Eurotiales; Aspergillaceae
Product: 4a-hydroxytetrahydrobiopterin dehydratase
Exons: 3
Coding region: 1-492 (163 amino acids)
Biological process (GO): tetrahydrobiopterin biosynthetic process
Molecular function (GO): 4-alpha-hydroxytetrahydrobiopterin dehydratase activity
Source: RefSeq, a predicted model, not a curated record